This is a messenger RNA of Kalmanozyma brasiliensis GHG001, 1623 nucleotides long. RefSeq names its product Chaperonin Cpn60/TCP-1. Gene Ontology annotation, molecular function: ATP-dependent protein folding chaperone; ATP hydrolysis activity; ATP binding. The record is from RefSeq and is a predicted model, not a curated record. The transcript has a single exon. Gene Ontology annotation, cellular component: chaperonin-containing T-complex. NCBI's taxonomy places the organism in Eukaryota, Fungi, Basidiomycota, Ustilaginomycetes, Ustilaginales. Bases 1 to 1623 code for a protein of 540 amino acids. Gene Ontology annotation, biological process: protein folding.
AUGGAGCCACAAAUUGCAUAUGCGCAGGACGAGUACGGACGGCCCUUCAUCGUCGUUCGUGAACAGGGCAAGAAGACCCGCGCGAACGGUAUUCAGGCCAUCAAGAACCACAUCUCGGCUGCCAAGACGGUCGCCAACAUCCUCAAGACAUCCCUUGGGCCCCGUGGUCUCGACAAGAUCCUCAUCAGCCCCGACGGAGACAUUCAGGUCACAAAUGAUGGUGCCACCAUCAUGAACAACAUGGAACUCGACCACCAGAUUGCAAAGCUGCUCGUCGAGCUCAGCAAGAGUCAGGACGACGAGAUCGGAGACGGCACAACCGGUGUGGUCGUGCUUGCAGGUGCAUUGUUGGAACAGUCCGAGGCGUUGAUCGACCGAGGCAUCCACCCUAUCCGCAUCGCAGACGGUUUCGAACGCGCGUGCAAUCUCGCCGUCCAGGAGCUCGAAAAGGUCGCUGACGUCGUCGAGUUCGACAAGGAUAACAUCACCGAACUCAUGAAGGUCGCAAAGACAUGUCUCGGCUCCAAGAUCGUCUCGAAAGCGUCGGACAAGUUUGCCAAGAUCGCCGUCGACUCGGUGCUCUCGGUAGCAGACCUCAAGCGACGCGAUGUGGAUUUCGAGCUGAUCAAGGUCGACGGAAAGGUCGGCGGUGGAUUAGAGGACACACAGCUCGUUCAGGGUGUUGUCAUCGACAAGGACAUGUCGCAUCCUCAGAUGCCCCGCGUCGUCAAGGACGCCAAGAUCGCCAUCCUCACAUGCCCCUUCGAGCCACCUCGUCCCAAGACCAAGCACAAGCUCGACAUCACUUCCGUAGAGGAGUACCGCAAGCUGCAGGACUACGAGCGACAAAAGUUCGAGGAGAUGAUCAAGCGGGUCAAGGACUGCGGUGCCAACCUUGUCGUCUGCCAGUGGGGUUUCGACGACGAGGCUAAUCAUUUGUUGCUCCAGCACGAGCUGCCCGCCGUCCGAUGGGUCGGUGGCCCGGAGCUUGAGCUCAUUGCCAUCGCCACUAACGGCCGUAUCGUUCCUCGAUUCGAGGAUCUCUCUCCAGAGAAGCUCGGUCGCGCCGGCGUUGUCCGAGAAGUCGGCUUCGGUACAACACGCGACCGCAUGCUCAUCAUCGAGGAGUGUGCCAACACACGUGCCGUCACCGUCUUCGUCCGCGGCUCCAACAAGAUGAUCAUCGAUGAGGCCAAGCGCGCGCUUCACGAUGCCAUCUGUGUGGUGCGCAACCUGGUCGUCGACAACCGCGUGGUGUACGGUGGUGGAGCCGCCGAGAUCUGCGCCUCGGUAGCCAUUUCGAAAGCCGCCGACGAAAUCGCAUCGUUGGAACAGUAUGCGAUGCGAGCGUUUGCCUCGGCCUUGGACGCUAUCCCGCUGGCGUUGGCCGAGAACUCGGGCUACUCGCCCAUCGAGACGCUCGCAGAGGUCAAGUCGAGACAGGUCACCGAGAAGAACCCCAAGCUGGGCAUCGACUGCAUGGGUGCAGGCGACAACGAUAUGAAGAACUGCCGCGUAUUCGACCCGCUCGUGUCCAAGAGGCAGCAGUUGUUGUUGGCGACCCAGCUGGUCAGGGCCGUGCUCAAGAUCGAUGAUGUGAUCGAGCAGCACAACAUCGAGUAG